UGGGGGUGUGGCGCCCUAUGACCUAUUUGCCGCUGCACUGGAUGUUGCAGUGGCUGGUGGCGGCGGCCGGCAGCAGGGAGGUGGCCGUGCCGCUCGCCGUGCUGUGGCGAUGCGGCGGUGGCCCACGAAGCGGCAGGACGGCUGGGGCAGGCGUGAGGGCCCUCGGAACCGCCCAGCAGGUGGACCGGCUGGAAGUCGUGAACAAACAGUUUGUGGGUGUUAUUACUGCCCCUGGGACAUCGUCUGAGAAGUUUGUGUGGUUCAACAUCGGCAGCGUGCACACCUUCGAGCGCAACCUGGAGACCGUCCACUGGGAACUGGGCAUGGAGCUCCCGGAGCAGACGGCCGUGGUCUACACCACCGAGAGCGAUGGGUCUUUCUUGUGAAGCCUGGUGCCCACCUUUCUCCUGAUCGGAAUCCUCCUCUAUGUCGCAAGGAGGGGCCCGAUGGGGGCUGGGCAUGGCAGAAGAGGAGGGGGCCUCUUUACCGUUGGCGAGACCACAGCCAAGAUCAUGAAGAACAACGUCGGCGUGCGCUUUGCAGACGUGGCUGGUUGCGAAGAAGCCAAGUUGGAGAUCAUGGAGUUUGUGAAUUUCCUGAAGAAUCCCAAGCAGUAUCAGGACCUCGGGGCCAAAAUUCCAAAGGGAGCCAUGCUCACUGGUCCUCCUGGUACCGGCAAAACGCUUCUCGCCAAGGCGACUGCAGGGGAGGCCAGUGUGCCCUUCAUCACCGUGAACGGGUCCGAGUUCCUGGAAAUGUUUGUCGGCGUCGGUCCAGCUCGCGUCCGUGACGUGUAUGCAAUGGCCUGAAUAAAUGCUCCCUGUGUCUUGUUCGUUGAGGAGAUUGACGCGAUGGGCAGGAAUUGAGGCCGUGGGCACUUUGGGGGCCAGAGCGAGCAGGAGACCCUGAACCAGCUGCUCGUGGAGCUAGACGGGUUCAGCUCUACCACGAGCGUCAUGGUGCUGGCGGGCACCCACCGCCCCGACAUCCUUGACCUGGCCCUGACGCGGCCCGGCCGGUUUGACCGUCAGAUUUGCAUUGGCCCCCCUGACAUCAAAGGCAGGUCGUCCAUCUUCAGGGUCCACCUGCGUCCACUCAAGUUGGACGAGAGCCUCAGUGAGGACGCCCUGGCGAGGAAGCUUGCGGCCCUCACUCCAGGCUUCACUGGUGCUGAUAUUUCUAAUGUUUGCAAGGAAGCGGCCCUGAUCGCCACCCGCCACCUGAGUCCUUUUGUCCAGGAGAAGCGCUUGGAGCAGGCGGUUGAGAGGGUCGUCGGAGGUCUCGAGAAGAAGACGCAGGUCCUACAGCCCAGCGAGAAGAUGACGGUGGCCUACCGUGAGGCUGGCCACGCGGUGGUGGGCUGGUUCCUGGAGCACACAGACCCCCUGCUCAAGGUGUCCAUCAUCCCCCGGGGCAAGGGGCUCGGGUAUGCCCAGUGCCUGCCCAGGGAGCAGUACCUGUACACGCGGGAGCAGCUCUUCGACCGCAUGUGCGCCAUGCUGGGUGGCCGGGUGGCCGAGCAGCUGUUCUUCGGGCAGAUCACCACGGGGGCCCAGGACGACCUGAGGAAGGUCACCCAGAGUGCCUACGCCCAGAUUGUGCAGUUCGAGAUGAGCGAGAAGCUGGGCCAGGUGUCCUUCGACCUCCCCUUGCCUGGCAAGGCACUGGUGGAGAAGCCGUACAGCGAGGCCACGGCCCAGCUCAUCGACCAGGAGGCUCGGCGGCUGGUCAGCUCUGCGCACACGCACACCCUGGACCUGUUGACGCGCUCCCGGGAGCGGGUGGACGAGGUGGGCAGGCGGCUGCUGGGGAAGGAGGUGCUGGAGCGUGCCGCCAUGGUGGAGCUGCUUGGGCCCCGACCCUUGGCGGAGAAGACCGCCUACGAGGAGCUCGUGGAGGGCACCGGUGGCCUGGAGGACACGUCCCUUCCCCAGGGGCUGAAGGGCUGGUGCUGGGGGCCGGAGGAGGGCGGCACGGAGUGCCCCCUGCAGGAGAGCCCAGCCUAGCGCCCCUGCCUGGAGAGCAGCCUCCGGAAUCUCCAGAGAGCAAAUUAAAACGCGUGAUAAUCACAAAUGGGUGUUUUCAGGUCAGGGUCCUCUGAGCCCACGGGGAUUCCAGCUCCCAGAACGUGCCCUUCCACCGAGGCGGGGGCUGGGACCCUGUUCCCGAGUCAGAGGGGAGGGCAGUGGCCGAAACGCACCUGCCCCCUGGGGGCCUGUGUGUAGGACCCCCCUGGGCCUCCCCCGAGGUGGGUGGUGGGCUCAUCUGCCGGGGAGAGCUGCCCAGCGCGGGGACAUCGGUGCUGGUCACCUCACCUGCCCUGGGGAGAGACGGGGCGGGGGCUUUUGGCCCAGUUCAGAAAUCCUCCAGGUCUGGUGAGGUUCGGAAUUGAGGAAAGGAGGACACUAGCCAGGCGCCCAGCACGCAGCUGUCAGGGUGCUGGAAGACCAGUCAGUCCUUACGGAGGGGCCUCGCCACUUCCACACGCGGGUGUCUGUGGGGGCUGAGCCUGAGGGCUGCCCCAGCGGAGCCACCCCUGUUCUCAGGGUCGGGGCCUUGCCAACCCUACGUCUCCGGGAAGCUGUGUUCCUCGUGGCCCGUGUUGUUAGGGUCCAGGAGAGGGGGCUCUGGGUUGCUCCACGUGGUAGGACAGCCACCGGGGGCCGUAGCUAAGCUCUAGGGCUGAGCCUUCCAUUCCCCGGUUGGUCCUGGAGCGAGACCAGGGCCCAGCCCCGGGGAGUCGGGGUUAGUGGAAAUGGCCCCGCGGGUCCCCAGAACACGGCCAGCGCGUCAGAGUCGUCAGAAUUGUGACAGUAGCAGCAGCUGCUGCCUUGCGGUGGGUGAUGUGGGCUGACUGCGAGAGCAGGGGCACCGCCCCACGUGCCCGCCGCUGCUGUCCCGGCCAUGGCCACACGCUGGGCCUCAGGGAUGAAAUUUGCCAAAUCGUUUGCUAUGUUUGCCUCAAAAAUAGAGUUUCCAGCUUGGGACAAACACUUUCAACUUCGUUGCUUGUGAAA
This is a messenger RNA of Aethalodelphis obliquidens (Pacific white-sided dolphin), 3017 nucleotides long. RefSeq names its product AFG3-like protein 1. NCBI's taxonomy places the organism in Eukaryota, Metazoa, Chordata, Mammalia, Artiodactyla, Delphinidae. Gene Ontology annotation, cellular component: membrane; m-AAA complex. The record is from RefSeq and is a predicted model, not a curated record. Gene Ontology annotation, molecular function: ATP binding; ATP hydrolysis activity; metalloendopeptidase activity. Gene Ontology annotation, biological process: mitochondrial protein processing.